AUGCUCAAAACCAUCGAAAGUAAUUAUGGCGAUGACGAUGAUCAAAACAACAACGAUUACGGAUGUUUUGAAGUCCGAGGUGACAUAGAGUUUCUCGAGGGACAAUAUAUUAACAAUGUUAAUGAAGAGACGGAGUACGAUGGUGGAGAAGAAGACAACAAUAACGAGAUCGAUUCAGACAACCUCUCGUACGAAGAGUUGAUAGUUUUGGAAGAGAUAAUAGGAGCAGGGAAGAGAGGGGUAUCAGAGGAAGAAUUUUCUUCAUGCUUGAGGCCAUUUAAGUUUCAAUCCAUCUAG
This is a messenger RNA of Hibiscus syriacus, 297 nucleotides long. Its product is annotated as probable E3 ubiquitin-protein ligase HIP1. The coding region runs from base 1 to 297 and encodes 98 amino acids. The record is from RefSeq and is a predicted model, not a curated record. Lineage: Eukaryota; Viridiplantae; Streptophyta; Magnoliopsida; Malvales; Malvaceae. The transcript has a single exon.